Molecule: messenger RNA, 935 nt
Organism: Sorghum bicolor (sorghum)
Lineage: Eukaryota; Viridiplantae; Streptophyta; Magnoliopsida; Poales; Poaceae
Exons: 2
Coding region: 169-579 (136 amino acids)
Source: RefSeq, a predicted model, not a curated record
GCAGGGCGCAGAGGCAGAGCUAGCUAGUAGAAAUUUCGAAAAUCGACACAGGAGAGGUCGACGACGACGUCGUAUUUUUUUUUUUAAAAAAAAGGCUUGGAGUAUUUUUCGGAUUUGUAUAUAUACAACCGACAUCGAAGAGGAAGAGAGGCUGCUGCGGCGGCAUCCAUGGCGGCGCUGGCGGUAACGACGACGGCGACGACGAGCAGCAGGCAGGUGGAGGAGGCGCCGGCGGGGCGGAUGUCGUCCAUAGAGUGGGAGCCCAAGACGCUGACCCUCGACCAGAUCAAGUUCGCAAGGGAGGCGGCGCUGUACGUGGUGAGCACCAAGACGGAGGAGGAGGCGAUCCGCAUCUUCACCGAGGGCCUCAAGCCCGUGCAGAUGACGACGGCGACCGUCCGCAAGUCCAGCUCCAUCGACUCCUCGUCCGACGACGACGUCGAGCUCGGCUGCUGCUGCUGCUGCUCCUCCGCCGGCUCCAACAAAGGCUGUUGCGGCGGCGGGAGCAAAGGCGGCCGCCGUGGUCGACGGCGGCGCUCCAUGGACGACGACAGGGACGUCGCUACGGCGCCAUUCUAGUAGCUACCUAGUUGUUCUUUUUUUUCCACUUCUUAUUAUAGACGUAAGUAAAGCUAUUAGCUGCGUGCGUACUAGGAAUAGUCUAGAGUCUACCUGUGUGUGUGUGUGUUUUUUUUUACCUCGCCUGUUUUUACUUGGUUAUCCUUUGGCUGGCCUCUGGUUCGUUUGAAGGAGCAGCCGGCCAGCCGGCGAGUUUGGCCCAGCCUUUUAGCGCGGCGAAUUUUUGUGGCACAGGGCUCUCUUAAUUAGUACUCGUAGCUUAGGUACAAGAGAUAUGUAGAUACCUGCAGAAAGCUUAGUGUACAUUACAGCUUUUUAUUAUCUUCUCUCCAACUUUAGCACUCCAUGUUUGUCUA